This is a messenger RNA of Emys orbicularis (European pond turtle), 1944 nucleotides long. Its product is annotated as zinc finger protein 883-like. The transcript is spliced from 5 exons. The record is from RefSeq and is a predicted model, not a curated record. Gene Ontology annotation, biological process: regulation of DNA-templated transcription. Lineage: Eukaryota; Metazoa; Chordata; Testudines; Emydidae. The coding region runs from base 1 to 1944 and encodes 647 amino acids.
AUGGAGCAGUAUGUGCUGCUGGACCCCCGGCAGAGGGCCCUGUACAGGGAUGUCAUGCAGGAGAGCUACGAAACCCUGAUGGCCCUUGAAUUUCCACUUUCCAAGCCUGACCUGCUCUCCCGACUGGACCGAGGGGAUGAGCCGACAGCCCUGGAUCUCCACAUGCCCAGAGGUGGCCGGGCAGGUGAUGGGAAAGAAAAAGAGAAACCCCAGCAAGCGAGCCCGGAGGAGCCGGCCUCGGAAAAAGCCGACGGCGCUGGGAAGGCUCCCCAAAGCCCCGAGGCGGGGGAGAAGCUGCCGGCUAACAGCGGGGAGAGCCCCAACACUUGCCCUGAGUGUGGCAAGACCUUCAGCCACAAGUCGGCGCUGGCCAAGCACCAGAAGAUCCACACGGGCGAGAGGCCCCACAAAUGCCCCGACUGUGGCAAGACCUUCAUCCAGCGUUCGGACCUGACCAUCCACCGGCGGGUGCACACCGGGGAGCGCCCCUACGCUUGCCCCGACUGCGGGCGCCGCUUCAGCGUCAGCUCCUCCCUGCUGACCCACCAGCGCACCCAUGCGCCGGGCGGCGAGAAGCCCAACCGCUGCCCGCAGUGUGGCAAGAGCUUCGCCGACCCCAACGCCCUGGCCCGGCACCAAAAGAGCCACCUGGGCGGCAAGCCGUACGAGUGCGGCGUCUGCGGCAAGGCCUUCGCCUGGAGCUCCCACCUGGAGCGGCACCAGCGCAUCCACACGGGAGAGAAGCCCUUUCAGUGCGGGGAGUGCGGCCGGGCCUUCGCCUGGAGCUCCCACCUGGACCGCCAUAUGCGCACCCACGCAGCGGCCGUGGAGGAGGAGGAGGCCGAGGAGGAAGCCCCGCCCCCGCCUCAGAGAUGUGCCGACUGCGGUAAGCGCCUCAACCACCAGACGGACCCGCAGCGCUUCAAGCACAAGGGGACGCAGACCCAGGAUGGCGGCGGGGUAGUAGAGGGGCCCGACCAGGUUGAGGAGAGUGGCCCUGAGCGGCCCCACCGCUGCCAACAGUGCGGCAAAUGCUUUAGCCAGAGCUCGAACCUGCUCAAACACCAGCGCGUGCACACGGGCGAGCGCCCCUACGCCUGCCCGGACUGCGAGCGCCGCUUCCGCUGGGGAUCGGCCCUGGCCAAACACCGGCGCACCCAUCCGUACCCAUGCGGGGCCUGCGGGAAGAGUUUCGGCUGGAUCUCACACCUGGAGCGUCACCGGCGCAUCCACACGGGAGAAAAGCCCUACCGGUGCGGGGAGUGCGGGCGGGCCUUCGCCGUCAGCUCCCACCUGGAGCGGCACCGGCGCAUCCACACCGGCGAGCGGCCCUACCGCUGUGGCGACUGCGGCAAGAGCUUUGCCGUCAGCUCCACCCUGCUGGCUCACCGGCGCACCCACGCCACCCGGGAAGGGAGGCCUCACCAGUGCCCCGACUGUGGCAAAGGCUUCGCCUGGAGCUCGCACUACGACCGGCACCGGCUCACCCACACCGGAGAAAAGCCCUUCCCUUGCGCCCACUGUGGCAAGCGCUUCGGCCGCAGCUCCCACCGCAACCGGCACCAGCGGGCCCAUGCCCAGGCCGGCGCAGAGAAACGGCACGUCUGUCCCGACUGCGGCAAAGCCUUCAGCCUCAGCGCGGCCCUGGCGGCCCACCAGAGACUCCACGCCGCCGGCACCAACAGCCCACUCUCCCUGCUGCCGCCCACCUGGUGGGAGGCUGAGAGGAGGACCGGGACAACCACGCCACCGCCCGAGGCCUGGGCUGAGGAUCCUGCCACCCACUUCCAAUGCCCUGUCCCCUCCUCCUCCCCGACUGCCACCCCCCGGGCCUGGGCGACCAAGUCUCUCUCAGCUCCCGGCGCAUGGAGACCAGGGGAAGGGGAGGCCAGUGCUGCUGCCUCUCCAGAGAGCUGGGCCCAGCAACCUCCUCCCAGCUCCUAA